Messenger RNA from Stylonychia lemnae, 1440 nucleotides. NCBI's taxonomy places the organism in Eukaryota, Ciliophora, Spirotrichea, Sporadotrichida, Oxytrichidae. The record is from the annotation of a GenBank genome assembly.
AUGAAAAACAUGAUAAAGCAGUAGAAUCAAUCCGCAUAAAAAACAUCCUAUAAAUCAGCCCCAUUAGCAUUUAAAAUAUUCAUUGAAGUCAAUUAAAAUGAGCCAAAUAUACAGAAACGAAUAAGUCUGAGCGAUUUUGAAAAAAGUCUUGCUAAUCUUAAGUAAAAGGCUCUGCAAGCAUUUAAAUCCUAAAUCAACUCCAAUAAUCUGAAUAGUUUUUGCCUUUAGUAAGAAGAUAGUGAGCAUGAUUGGAUAUCUUUGAAAACAGACUAAGAUCUUUUUCAAGCUAUUAGAGAGUAGAUUUUUGAAGGCUAAAAAUAAUAUAUUAGACUAAGGCUCAAGAUUAUAGAGUCUUCUCAAUCAAAUAAUAAAAAGCACAAAGAUCUAAAUCAUAGAUACGAAGCUCAAAGCUAGAGAAGCAAUGGAUCUGAUGGCUCAAAGAACAGUGGCAUCAAAUUCUCUAGCUUUAACAAGUCAAAUUAAUUUUAUCACUCUUAAAUUUUGAAUCCAAUAAAACCUAUUCACAAGAAAUCAAUCAGCGAUCAUUUAACACCUGAAGCUAUAAAUCACUAAACAAUUCUUAUGUUUUUCCAACAGUUAUCGGAAAUAAACGAUCCUAGCUUGAAAAGUAAACUCAGAGAGAUCAUGAUGAACUAAAUCUUUAAAUCCAAUUAAUCUAAUGAUUUUGAGACAUCGAUGAGUCAUCUUACUUUUAUGGAUUAAUUAUAGAAACAAGCCUUUUCAUUAGUAAACUUCGAUGAUGAAAUUAAAGGGACUCCUGUUUGGAACUAGAAUAAAGAUCAGAUUAAUCACACUCUUGAAGUUCUUAACAAAAGAAUGGAGGGGAUAUAGAUUUCUAAUCAUUUGACUCAGUCAGUCGUUAGCAGUGACAAAAAAAUAUUUAAAGUUGGGAGUAGUGCGAGGAGUUUUAACUCUAAUCAAAAAAAGGUUAAACUUAGUAAUUUCAUCGGAGAUUAAUUUUCUGAUCCUUAGCAGGAACUAGCUGUGGAUAAUAUGAACACUUCUGAUAAGCAAAUUGUAGACAAUCAAUACAUCAAAAAAAUAAAUGCAAUCAGCUAGGAAUUCUAGUAAAAUGGGCAGUUUAUCUAGUAAUAGAACUUACAAAAUCAAGGACUUUAUCGUAAUAAUCAUAGUAGUCAAGACAGCAAUAAAAUCUUAGGUUAUAACUUAUCUGAUGAAGAAGAGAAGAAGGAGUCCUCCUAUGAAGAAGAAGAGAGAAACAAUAUUGGAAACAAUCCUAAUAUUUACAAUUUCUAGAAGCAUAUUUAAAGCAGGCAGGAGCCAGGAAUGUUUAACAUAAUAUAGGAGGUGGAUGAAAGUUCCGAGAUAAGUUUUUUGAGGAACAACGUGACUUAAAUUACCUAAAUGACUAUGAUGGAAUCAGAAAUAGUUUAAACCCAAUAAACAAACGCUCAAUGA